AUGGCCACGAUGGUGGCCCAGAAGCUCAGCCAUCUCCUGCCCAGUUUGCGGCAGGCCCACCAGGAGCCUCGGCCGUCCAGGCGGCCAGAGCCCGUGUUCACAGUGGACCGUGCCGAAGUGCCACCGCUCUUCUGGAAGCCGUACGUCUACGUGGGCUACCGGCCGCUGCAUCAGACCUGGCACUUCUACUUCCGCACGCUGUUCCAGCAGCACAACGAGGCGGUGAACGUGUGGACCCACCUGCUGGCAGCCGUCGUGCUGCUGCUGCGGCUGGCCGUCUUCGUGGGGACCGUGGGCAUCUGGGGAGACCCGCACGCGCUGCCCCUCUUCAUCCUCCUCCUCGCGUCCUUCACCUACCUCUCCUUCAGCGCCUUGGCUCACCUCCUGCAGGCCAAGUCCGAGUUCUGGCAUUACAGUUUCUUCUUCCUGGACUACGUGGGCGUGGCCGUGUACCAGUUCGGCAGCGCCCUGGCACACUUCUACUACGCCAUCGAGCCUGCCUGGCACGCCCGGGUGCAGGCCGUCUUCCUGCCCGUGGCCGCCUUUCUCGCCUGGCUUUCUUGCACUGGCUCCUGCUACAACAAGUACAUCCAGAAGCCUGGCCUGCUGGGCCGCACUUGCCAGGAGGUGCCCUCAGCGCUGGCCUACGCGCUGGACAUCAGCCCCGUGGUGCAUCGCAUCCUGGUGUCCCCUGACCCUACCUCAGACGACCCGGCUCUUCUCUACCACAAGUACCAGGUGGUCUUCUUCCUGCUGGCCGCCGCUUUCUUCUCCACCUUCAUGCCUGAGCGCUGGUUUCCUGGCAGCUGCCACGUCUUCGGGCAGGGCCACCAGCUCUUCCAUGUCUUCCUGGUGCUGUGCACGCUGGCCCAGCUGGAGGCCGUGGCACUGGACUACGAGGCCCGGCGGCCCAUCUAUGAGCCUCUGCAUACCCGCUGGCCCCACAACUUCUCUGGCCUCUUUCUGCUCACCGUGGGCAGCAGUGUCCUGACCGCGUUCCUCCUGAGCCAGCUGGUACGGCACAGACUCAACCGGAAGGCCCAGUGAAUGGCGGGGGCAGGGGGGGGGGGCAGCUGGGAGGGAGGGAGGGAGGUGUAGCGGGGGCCCAGGGGUCCGGGCUUGGCUCCAGAUGGGAACAAGGCCUGGUAACGUUGUUUGUGUCUGGCGUUCGGUGACUUUCUGUGUAUGCCUCAGCUGCCAGGGGUGGUGAUGGCCAGUCCUUGGAUUUGGGGAUUGGCCGUGAGCUGCUGGGGUUCACCGCUUGGGCCUGCCCUGGGAGAGGAAAAGAGAGAAAAAUGUGGGCCACCUUGGCCUGCCUCCCCCCAUUGCCUCUCGCUAGGGAUGAGGAUUGGGGGUCAGCUGGGCCCAGGACCUUGGUUUGGAGCUUCCAGAUGAUCUGAGAGGGAGGGACAGUGGAAUUCAGGCCAGAGUCUGCUUUGAUCUGAGAGGCAGAAGAGGGCUCAGCAAACCCCCUCUACCCAGAUGUCAUUGGUGGAUAGGAAAGGGGGAGGCUCCUAAUGUGUGUAGCCUACUCUUACCAUUCCUUGACCUCCAGCCUGGAGCUUUAGAGUUCCGGGAAGUCCCCAAAGAUAGAAGAUUGUGUCAAGUGGAAAUGGAUCCCAUCAGUGCCCCAUACCUCUUCAGUCAUCUCCCCACCCAGUGAGCCCCCAGCCUUUCUAGUUCCGGCCUUGAUGUCCUGCAUAUCCUGUUCCCAGCCUGUCUCCUGGUUUCCUUGAUCAUGGUUCAGUUAUGCUUUCAGUGUUUCCUGGGCCUCUGCUCAGAGGCAGGCCACCAGCUGGCCUGUGGAUCAAUGCAGGAUGAUAAAAGCUUUCACAUCAGAAUGGCCUGUCAGGGGAAGCACUGAGGAGGGGAAUAAUCAGUGCUGCCUGUGACCCUCAAGGUCUUGGGUUAGAAAGGGUGAAUGGAGAAGUGCAUUCCUGGUAGAGGAAAAACCUAUACAAAGGCCUUCCUUUGUACGGAAGGAGGAGUUCAGUGGGGCUGGACUUAGGGGUGGUCUGAACUCUGAUGCAAUAAAGUAACUGUGAUAACACCA
This is a messenger RNA of Leopardus geoffroyi (Geoffroy's cat), 2053 nucleotides long. It is a transcript of the gene PAQR7, whose product is annotated as progestin and adipoQ receptor family member 7. Gene Ontology annotation, cellular component: plasma membrane. Gene Ontology annotation, molecular function: nuclear steroid receptor activity; steroid binding. The record is from RefSeq and is a predicted model, not a curated record. Lineage: Eukaryota; Metazoa; Chordata; Mammalia; Carnivora; Felidae. The transcript has a single exon. The coding region runs from base 1 to 1047 and encodes 348 amino acids. Gene Ontology annotation, biological process: response to steroid hormone.